UGCCGUUUUCUGUAUCCCACUGUCGUUUCUAUGGCUUCUUCUCUUCAAUUUAAUCUGUUAUAUUUGUAAUUAUAAAUUUUUUUUGUUUAAAUUCUUUUUUGGGACUAAUUUUAUCUGUUUGUGCAGUUUUAAUCUUUGAAUUAAAUCAAUCUGUGAGCUUCUAAAAUGGCUCUGAUUGAUGUCACCAAAGCAUGCCUUGAUUCCAUUGAUCAAAUGGCAGGGCAAAUUGGAGGUUCCAUUCUUUACCUAGAUUCUGGAUGUACAGAGAGUUUCCAAAUCGCUGGAGUAUUUCCUAAGCUGCUGGAGCUUGGUGUGCGAGCUGUUUGUAGCCUAGAAAAUAUGUGUUCUCUUGAUGCAGUGGCUAAUUGGAAUGUAAAUUCUGAUCCUGCAACUAAAAUUGUUGCUAUCACAUCUCGUCUACUCAGUGAUGCACAUCGAUAUAUCUUACGUUGUCUAAGCAUGCAUCAAGGCAUUGAACAUUUUAUAGUGUGCACAUCUAUAUCAGAGGUAGCUCACUCAGCAUAUCCUGAUUCUCCUCUGGGACCUGAUGCAUUCCGUGAAUAUGAAUCCUUGCUUCUUCAAGAUUACGAGGAGCUUGUUAAAAAACGUAGGACCAAAUCUGGACUUGCUAAAGAUAUCGACUUCCCAAAACCUACAAACUUUGAAGGUGAAGGGUGGUCACGUCUAACAUCUAGUGAAGAGGAAUUUCCGCAAUUUGGAGCUCAUUCAAGUGGUAAAAUCUUUAGCGGAAAUGAUGGUUAUGCAGAAGAUGAAGGGAAAAGGCUGGUUGUUUCAGUGCAUCACUUCCCUAUGAUUUUUUGUCCUUUAUCGCCAAGAGUCUUUGUCUUACCUUCAGAGAGUUCAGUUGCCGAAGCAUGCUUAUCAACUGAACAUGAGGAUUCACUUAGUCUUGGUUUGCCUCCCAUAAGCUCUGGAGCUCCUCCUGAUGGUGAUGAUGUUCCUGCUGGAGCACUUCUAACUGCACAUUUUCUUUACCAUCUUGCUACAAAGAUGGAUAUGAAAAUGGAGAUCUUCUCGCUUGGUGAUUUAUCAAAAACUGUUGGGAAAAUUAUGACAGACAUGUCAAGUCUUUAUGAUGUUGGCCGUCGGAAACGUUCUGCUGGGCUUUUACUUAUUGACCGCACACUUGAUCUCUUCACUCCAUGCUGCCACGGGGAUUCACUAGUCGAUCGCAUAUUUUCAGCUUUGCCUCGAAGAGAAAGAACAACAAACUUUUCUCAUGUGAAGGGGUCGCAAACGCUGCGAAAACUUGGUUCUUCUAGUGUACUACGUGCUUCUCUUGAUGUUCAGAUACCUCUUGCCAAUAUAUUGACUGAAACAGCUUCUGAGAUAAACAGCUCUCCAGUUUUAGAAAGUAUCGAAGCUUUCUUAAGUGGGUGGGACACCACGAACUCGCCACCUCAAUUAGUAGAUCUGCUUAAUAUCCGCAAUAAAGUCCGUGAUGAGAACUCUGCUGUCUCCAAGAUUCAGCCACUUAAUGGAUCCUUGGUUUCGACUGAGACUUUUCGCGGAACACCAUACAUGGAAGCUUUAUUUGAUAGAAAAACAAAAGAUGGCGCAGUACUUGUAAGGAAGUGGCUUCAAGAGACUCUGCGCCGUGAAAACAUUACAAUUAAUGUCAAAAGCCGCCCUGGAUUUGUUACCGUAUCAGAACUGAAUGCCAUGACCGAGGCUUUAGCUAAAAGCCAAUCGUCGUUAAUCAGAAACAAAGGAAUUAUUCAGUUAGCAGCAGCUGUCAUAGUUGCGCUUGAGGAAUCACGUUCUUCCAGAUGGGAUGCAUUUAUUAGUGCUGAGAAAAUAUUGAGUGCGAGUGCAGGAGACACGAGUCAAAGUCUCGCAGCUCAAAUUGGCGAUCUAAUUUAUAAGAGCACUUUGGCGGCAUCCAAUGGGCAGAAUAACAAAACCCAGCAAGCAUUACUUUCUUUUGAGGAUGCUUUAUUCCUUAUGGUUGCUGGAUAUAUAUUGGCUGGUGAGAAUUUCCCGACAUCUGGCUCGGGCGGUCCGUUUUCUUGGGAGGAGGAACAUUCUCUAAAAGAAGCCGUUAUGGAUGCAAUUCUUGAAAAUGCAUCAGUUUCGAGACUCAAGUUUCUCCAUAGUGUGACAGCGGAGCUUGAGGCGAAUUUCAAUAAGAAGAAAUCAAAAGAGACUACAGAAGCAUCGCCCGAUAAGUUCGACAUUGAUGAUUUUGAUGAUGAUCAGUGGGGCAAAUGGGGUGAAGAAGAAGAAGACGACAACGAUGAUAAGAAUAAAAAGGAACAUCAAUAUGAUGACAUGCAGCUGAGGCUAGAGUUGCGCGAUAAGGUUGAUAGUCUCUUUAAAUUUUUUCAUAAAUUAUCGACUCUGAAAAUGAGGAAUAAACCGCUUAGAGACGGAGCAUCUUACAUGGACAGCUCCGAUAAGGGAUUACUCUAUAAAAUUCUGAGAAGAGUUCUCGACAGAAGUGACGUACCUGGUUUAGAUUAUCAUUCCUCUGCUGUGGGCAGACUUUUUAAGAGCGGUUUCGGAAGAUUUGGUCUCGGACAGGCAAAACCAAGUCUUGCAGACCAAAAUGUCAUAAUGGUUUUUAUCAUUGGAGGCAUUAAUGGCAUUGAGGUUCGUGAAGCCUGGGAAGCAGUAUCUGAAAGCGGAAGGCCUGACAUUGAAUUGAUUGUUGGCGGAACAACACUUCUAACUCCUGACGAUAUGCUUGAUUUGCUGAUGGGGAACUCUAGUUACUUAUGAUCCUGUAAAAAGAUACAUUUCAGAAUUUAAAGAAUUAGAAAUAUAUGGAAAAUUAGUGUUCAUGUUAAGUGUUUGUUGUUACAAAAUUGUGCGUUUGAGUACAACAUGGAGGCAAGCUGAAUGAAAGUUCUCAGUUUUGUGA
Messenger RNA from Mercurialis annua (annual mercury), 2884 nucleotides. RefSeq names its product sec1 family domain-containing protein MIP3. Bases 166 to 2742 code for a protein of 858 amino acids. NCBI's taxonomy places the organism in Eukaryota, Viridiplantae, Streptophyta, Magnoliopsida, Malpighiales, Euphorbiaceae. The record is from RefSeq and is a predicted model, not a curated record. Gene Ontology annotation, biological process: vesicle-mediated transport; intracellular protein transport. The transcript is spliced from 7 exons.